Molecule: messenger RNA, 3505 nt
Organism: Cricetulus griseus (Chinese hamster)
Lineage: Eukaryota; Metazoa; Chordata; Mammalia; Rodentia; Cricetidae
Source: RefSeq, a predicted model, not a curated record
CCAUUCCCGGUUCCUCAGGGUAGUGUGGGACAUGAAGCCAGGCCAUUUCCUCUGGGCUUUACUGUUUAUGCACUCCUUGUGGCUUCUACCAACUGAUGGGGCCAUUCGAGACUACUACCUGGGCAUCCAGGAUGUGCAGUGGAACUAUGCUCCCAAAGGAAGGAAUGUCAUCACAGACCAGCCUCUGAGUAAUGACAUAGUGGCUUCCAGUUUCCUAAAGUCUGGCAAAAACAGGAUAGGGAGUAGUUACAAGAAGACUGUCUAUAAGGAAUACAGUGAUGGCACAUACACGGAUGAAGUAGCCAAGCCUGCCUGGUUGGGCUUCCUAGGACCACUGUUACAGGCUGAGGUGGGGGAUGUCAUCCUUAUCCACCUGAAGAAUUUUGCAAGUCGGCCUUAUACUAUUCACCCUCAUGGAGUUUUCUAUGAGAAGGACUCAGAAGGCUCACUGUACCCAGAUGGUUCUUCUGGGUACCUGAAAGCGGAUGAUUCUGUUCCCCCGGGAGGCAUCCAUGUCUACAACUGGACUAUUCCAGAAGGCCAUGCACCCACUGCUGCAGAUCCGGCAUGCCUCACCUGGAUUUACCAUUCUCAUGUGGAUGCUCCACGAGACAUUGCAACUGGUCUCAUUGGACCCCUUAUCACCUGUAAAAGAGGGACCCUGAAUGGUAACUCCCCACCUCAGAGGAAGGAUGUGGACCAUAAUUUCUUCCUCCUCUUCAGUGUGGUAGAUGAGAACCUUAGCUGGCACCUUGAUGACAACAUUGAUACUCACUGCUCAGACCCCACCUCAGUGGAUAAAGAAGAUGGAGCCUUUCAAGAGAGCAACAGGAUGCAUGCAAUCAACGGGUUUGUCUUUGGGAACUUACCAGAGCUGAGCAUGUGUGCACAGAAGCAUGUAGCCUGGCACUUGUUUGGCAUGGGCAAUGAAAUAGACGUCCACACAGCUUUCUUCCAUGGACAGAUGCUGACUACCCGUGGACACCGUACUGAUGUUGCUCACCUUUUUCCAGCCACCUUUGUGACUGCUGAGAUGGUGCCCCAGAAAUCUGGAACCUGGUUAAUUAGCUGUGGAGUGAACAGCCACUGGAAAAGUGGCAUGCAGGCCCUCUAUAAGGUCGACUCUUGCUCCAUGAACCCACCUGUGGACCAACUCACAGGCAAAGUUCGUCAAUACUUCAUUGAGGCCCAUGAGAUUCAAUGGGACUAUGGCCCAACGGGGCAUGAUGGCAGAACUGGGAAGAGUCUGAGGGAGCCGGGAAGUGGCCCAGAUAAGUACUUCCAGAAGAGCUCUAGCCGAAUUGGAGGUACUUACUGGAAAGUUCGAUAUGAAGCCUUCCAAGAUGAGACAUUCCAGGAAAGGGUACAUCAAGAGGAAGAAGCACAUCUUGGAAUACUGGGACCAGUGAUAAGGGCUGAAGUGGGUGACACCAUUCAGGUUGUCUUCUAUAACCGUGCCUCCCAGCCAUUCAGCAUGCAGCCCCAUGGCGUCUUUUAUGAGAAAGACUAUGAGGGUACCGUGUACAAUGAUGGUACAUCGCAUCCUGGCUUGGUAGCUAAGCCUUUUGAGAAAGUAACAUACAACUGGACAGUUCCUCCCCAUGCUGGGCCCACUGCUCAGGAUCCUGCCUGUCUAACCUGGAUGUACUUCUCUGCUGCAGAUCCUACAAGAGAUACAAAUUCUGGCCUGGUGGGCCCUUUGCUGGUUUGCAAGGCUGGUGCCUUGGGUGUAGAUGGCAAGCAGAAAGGAAUGGAUAAAGAAUUUUUUCUCCUCUUCACUGUGUUUGAUGAGAACAUGAGCUGGUACAGCAAUGCCAAUCAAGCAGCUGGUAUGUUGGAUUCCCGACUGCUCUCAGAGGAUGUCGAGGGCUUCCAGGACUCCAAUCAAAUGCAUGCUAUUAAUGGGUUUCUGUUCUCUAACCUGCCCACGCUGGACAUGUGCAAAGGUGAUAUGGUGGCCUGGCACCUGCUUGGCCUGGGCACAGAAACUGAUGUCCAUGGGGUCACGUUCGAGGGCAACACUGUAGAGCUUCAGGGCAUGAGGAAAGGUGCAGCCAUGCUCUUUCCUCACACCUUUGUGAUGGCAGUUAUGCAGCCUGACAAUCUUGGGACAUUUGAAAUCUAUUGCCAAGCAGGCAGACACAGAGAAGCAGGGAUGAGGGCAGUUUAUAAUGUCUCCCAGUGUUCUGGUCGUCAAGACAGCCCACGACAACACUACCAGGCUUCAAGAGUCUACUACAUCAUGGCCGAAGAGGUGGAGUGGGAUUAUUGCCCUGAUAGAAGCUGGGAACUGGAAUGGCACAACACAUCUGAGAAGGACAGUUAUGGUCAUGUUUUCCUGAGCAACAAGGAUGGGCUCCUGGGAUCCAGAUAUAAGAAAGCUGUAUUCAGGGAAUACACUGAUGGUACUUUCAGGAUUCCUCAGCCGAGGUCUGGACCGGAGGAGCACUUGGGAAUCCUGGGUCCACUUAUAUGAGGAGAGGUUGGUGAUAUCUUAACUGUGGUGUUCAAGAAUAAUGCCAGUCGACCUUAUUCCAUACAUGCCCAUGGAGUUCUAGAAUCUAGUACUGGCUGGCCACAGGCUGCUGAGCCUGGUGAAGUACUUACUUACCAGUGGAACAUCCCAGAAAGAGCUGGUCCUGGACCCAGUGACUCUGCUUGUGUUUCCUGGAUUUAUUAUUCUGCAGUGGAUCCCAUCAAGGAUAUGUAUAGUGGUCUGGUGGGACCCUUAGUCAUCUGUCGAAAGGGCAUCUUGGGACCCCAUGGAGGUCGGAAUGAUAUGGACCGGGAAUUUGCCUUGUUGUUUUUGAUCUUUGAUGAGAACCAAUCUUGGUAUCUGGAGGAGAAUGUUGCAAUUUAUGGGCCCCAAGAGACAAACCAUGUUAACCUGCAGGAUGAGACCUUCUUGGAGAGCAAUAAAAUGCAUGCCAUCAAUGGGAAACUCUACGCUAAUCUCAGGGGUCUUACUGUAUACCAAGGAGAACGGGUAGCCUGGUACAUGCUAGCCAUGGGCCAAGAUACUGACAUUCACACUGUGCACUUCCAUGCAGAGAGUUUUCUCUAUCAGAAUGGGCACAGUUACCGGGCAGAUGUUGUGGAUCUCUUCCCAGGGACAUUUGAGGUUGUAGAAAUGGUAGCCAGCAACCCUGGGACAUGGCUGAUGCACUGCCACGUGACUGACCAUGUUCAUGCUGGCAUGGAGACCAUCUUUACUGUCCUGACUCAUGAAGAACAUUUAAGUACUAUGACUACCAUCACCAAAGAGAUUGGAAAAGUGAUCCUAAGAGACAUUGGCGGAGACAAUGUGAAGAUGCUGGGCAUGACGAUCCCCAUAAAGGAUGCUGAAAUUCUGUCUUCUGUUUUGAUUGCCGUAUGUGUAAUUCUGCUUCUUGUUGCUCUGGCUCUUGGUGGUGUAGUCUGGUACCAGCAUCGACAAAGAAAGCUUCGGCGCAACAGGAGGUCCAUUCUUGAUGAUAGCUUCAAGCUUCUGUCUCUGAAGCAGUAA